Molecule: messenger RNA, 1194 nt
Organism: Tetrahymena thermophila SB210
Lineage: Eukaryota; Ciliophora; Oligohymenophorea; Hymenostomatida; Tetrahymenidae
Product: transmembrane protein, putative
Exons: 3
Source: RefSeq, a predicted model, not a curated record
AUGAAAAAUAACAAUUUUAUCACGAAUCUAUCUUAUCUUGAUGGAGGAGCUAUAUAUUUAAACUAAAUAUCAGAAAUAGUCAUUAUUGGUAACACAUUUUAGUAAAACGAAUCAAAGACAGGAAAUGGGGGAGCUAUUUAUUGCUCCAGUAGCAUAUUUUCUUAGUUUCAUGGAAAUACUUUCUUUUAAAAUUCUUGUAGAUAAGGCUCAGGUGGAGCAUUAUUGUUGAACAACUGUGAUAUUUAAAACAUGACAGAUAAUAUUUUCAAAUAAAAUUCUGCUCUAAUAGGAGGUGCUUUUAGAUAUUAAGGCAUAUAGCCUUAUGUUUUAUAAACAGCAAAUGUGAGCCAAAAGAUACUUAUCUAAAAUUAAAAUUCUUUUAUUAAAAACUAUGCAUAAUUAUAUGGAAAAAAUAUAGGUUCAUAUCCAUUUUAUUUGGAUGUUAAAAAUUAAAUGCAAGAUGAUCUAAAGAUCUAAAAUGCUAAAUUAGAAAACUUAUAAAGUGGUAGCACGACUUCACCUAUAAUAAUGAGAUUAAUUGAUGAAGAAAUGAGAGAAGUUAGUUUUUUUAAAAAUACAAAAUAGAUAAAUUAAGAAAUCUUAAUGGAAUUUGGUAACUAUUUACUUGAAUUGUAAAGUUAAGAAGUUGGGCUUUAUGGUGAUCUCAGAUAGAAUUAUAAUUUUAAUUAAUUUGGUUUUGUUUUUAAUGUGUCCUAUUCCUAUCAGCCUAAUGCUAACUCCUCUAUUAUAGUUAAAACAGUUAACCCUAUCCCUAUUUUAAAUACCACAACUUUUAAAUUCGACUAUCAAGAGCUAAGUAUCACUAUUGAUGUUAACUUUAGGAAGUGUUAGUAAGGAGAAAUUUUACAAACUUUGUAGAAGUAUAAAAUAUGUUAUACUUGCUAAUAAGGUAAUUAUUGUUUGCAAGAUCCAAAUUAAUUAGAAAAUUUGCAGUGUCUCAAAUGCCCUAUAGGUUCUAAAAAUUGUUAUUCAAAUAUCAUACAGUUAUAAAAUGGGUAUUGGAGUAAGAACUAAAAUUCAGACUAAAUUUACUAAUGUAUUAACCCAUAAAUUUGUAUCCCUGAAGACCCUUCAAAUAAGUUUGGAUGCUCAAUAGGACAUGUAGGAGCUAUUUGUGAAUCUUGUGAUUCUUAUGGAAUUGUUUGGGGAUCAAAAUACGGAAGAAAUAGUUGA